AUGGAAGAUAAGGUUGUCAAAUUCCAUCGGUUUGUGCUGAGGGCCCGGUGACGUCAUAUCUACUACGAGUUAAGCCACACCUUUUUUUUAUUCACCACAAUGCAGGACUAACAUAAGAAAGUUCUCCAUCAGUUUCCAAGGUCCUAAAUUUCUUAACUCUCUUAGUUUUGAAAUUCGAAAUGCAACAAGUGCCGCUUCCUUUUUGCUGUAAGCUGAAAGCGUUCCUCUUAUCAUAAAUAGUAAUUUAUAUAAAUAUAUAUAUAUAUAUAUGUAUGUAUUUAUGUAUUUUUUUCUUCCUUUGCUCUUUUAUUUCCUUUUUGUCAUUUCGAUUUUUUUAGCCUAGAACUAUGAUUAGUACGACUAUCUAAUAUAAUUAUUUUAAGAUUUACUGUAGCUCUACCAUUGAUUUUCCCAUGUGUAAUUAUGAUAAUAUUUUGUUCUAAUUAUCUAACUGAGGGAGCCCAUUCCUUAUAAGCCCGGUGGCUUCUCUUGGGCUUCCUCGCCAUGAGAGUUUAAAUAAUCAAAUUUUAUUUGAUUUGUACAAUUUUUGGCAAACAAAACAAUAAACAAUAAAAAAUAAACAUGGACGAAACUCCCAUGCAGUUUGAACUGCCAGCCACAAGAACCCUCGAAUUCACAGGCAACCGAACAGUGCCGAUUUUGUCGUGUGGUGGAGACAAGCAGAAUUUCACAGUCAUUGCUGCGGGCAUCAGCCGGCAGUAGACCAUAUUCUUUAGCGAUUUGAGAUUUUUCGUUUAAUGCUUCCAUGGUUCGAUGUUCAAUCAAUCUGUGACUGCAGCGCUGUGCAGUCAGCGGUUUGCUUAAGCAAGUCUUUAGCUGUCGCCCCUAUUUUUCUCUUAGGAGCAACCCACCAUUUUGUUUGGCUCUCAUGUAAGAUCUGAGUAGAAAUCGUAGUUUAUCGGAUGUUUGCUGUCUUUUUAAAUGGCCUAAACGGUAAGAAAAGUUCAUGAAGACAGUAUUGUAAGGAACAUUUUUUCGGUUUAUUUUUUUUUUUUGUUUAGGUUUCAAGAUUAGUUAUAGCGAGUAUUCUUUUGUCACACAGAUUGUUAUCUCAGGUAUCAGGAUUGUAAGUUACAUAAGUCAACGGCAUGUGCUGUACCUGACCUGUGAAUAAACAAGUUUUGGCCUUUACGUUAUUUGUCCGCAAAUCAUCUCAUCCUGUGCACGAUGAUUAUUCGGUCAAGAAACAGCCUAUAUAUUAGCACUGCUGUUGUUUUAGAAUUUCCUGAAUUAUUAAAAUGAAUUACAAAAUGUUAUUGAAACCUUAGCGAGUUAAAUGAAUGUAAGCAUAUUUGUCAUCGUGAUCAGUUCAUUUUUUAUAUUACGCUUUUAGUGUUUUAUAAUGCCAACAAGUCUAAGUUACUGACUUUAAUAAAAAAGAAUUCAUAUGUUCAACUGUUCUACAAACUGUCUUUGUCCUGUUCGCAUCACAACUAACGGCAGCACUUCCCUUCUCAAUGACAACUUCUAGUCCUAGCAGUUAAUGCCAAUGGAGAAAAACUACCGCCAAAAGUCAUUUUCAAACGUGUUCGUCAGCUGCAAAUCCAAAUAGAAUGCAGGUCUCAGUACACAAGAAAGGAUCGAUGGAUGAAGAAGGUAUUUUUCUUUUGUUGUUUAUUCUCCGUAAAUCUUUCGACUGAACAGUUGUUCAGCGUGGGGAUUGUCAGAUUUGUGACAUCAUUCAUAUCACGUUUUCAAAGCACGUGCGCUAUAACUUACAAUUUCGAUAUCAGUCAUCAGAUAACAAGUACAUUCUAACUAGUUUUUGCCGUAGGCCUAGUCAAAGUUGUUGCUUUCUUUUUCUUUUGUAGGAACAAGACUGGAUUGGGAAAAAUCUUUGAUUCACACCAUCAGUGAGCACUUUUGGUAUGGGAUUCUUUUCGUGGUCAUUUAACCGACACUGUCAAGGACCUCCUUGCAAGACGAAAUGUUGACAUUGCGGUUAUUCCCGGUGGCCUGACACCAGUUUUGCAGCCCCUUGACAAGUGCAUUAACAAGCCUUUCAAAGCCAAGCUCCGAAUUCUCUAUGAAACACGGAUGGUAAAUGGCCCGUUCACGUACACCCUGUCCGGAAAAAAGAGAGCCCCAAGCAAAGAACUGGUGUUGACCUGAAUCAAUCGUGCUUGGAAUGAGAUCCCUACAGAUUUAAUUCAGAAAUCGUUCAAGUCCUGUGGAAUCACUAACACACUGGAUGGCUCAGGAGAUGACGCAGUUUGGGAUGAAGAGAAUGAAGAGGACAAUGGAGGUUGUCGACAAUGA
Molecule: messenger RNA, 2280 nt
Organism: Porites lobata
Lineage: Eukaryota; Metazoa; Cnidaria; Anthozoa; Scleractinia; Poritidae
Source: the annotation of a GenBank genome assembly